AUGCAGGUGGCUGUGGUGGCAGCAGACCUGCUGUUGCUCCUGAGCGUGGCAUGGCUGUCAGACUCUCUCUGCUCACCCACCAUUUUCUACAGAGACUGCUGGAUCUGCCGAUUCCCAGGUCUGCUCAUUGAGCUGCAGGAAUCUCAGAAGCUGGGAGCCCAGUUCUUGAAGUAUUACUCUGAGAGCACUGGCCAGAAGUGCAGCAGGAACUGCUGUCUUAGGAAGGACAUUUCCUGUAACCUGGCUGUUUUCUUCCAUGAUCCGAUUCAUGACAAUGUCAACUGCCUCCACAUCCACUGUCCCACGUUGGAGAGCUGCAUAUUAGAGCCUGGAACCGGUGCCAUUCUGUACAACAUAACAGAUGGUAAAGAUCCAGAUUUGCUGGUUUUUGAGCAAUCAUCUCCCUUUGAUCUAAAUACCCACUCUUCAUCUGGUAGGUGGGACAGACUAAGGAUCCUAAAAGCUAUGAAUUUAGACAAACAACAAACCACCAUGCUCAACUACAUGCUGCCAUCAAUAGAGCCUCCAUCAUCAACUACACAUCAAGAUUUGGUUGCAAACACAAACAAUACUGGUUACAAGGAAUUAACCACAGAUUUGGGGGCAAAAUUCAUUUCCCUAAAUGACCCCAUUACCACCAAAGUAAAUAAGGAAUCACCAAGUACUGACUUCAUCAACAAUCCAAACAAUGAAACUAUUUCUCCUUUGCCCACAGACACAAAACGUUCUCAUGUGCCUAUCCCAUCCGGACUCAACAGUAGCAAACAAUUACUGAACAAGACCAAGGGGUCCAACAGCAGAAAUCACACAUCUGAAAAUGAAGAUGAGACACCUGGUGGGGCAUCUGUGACCUCAAAGACCUGGCUGGCUUCUCUGGCCUUGUGUACCGCUGUCAUCUUCCUUUGCUGUUGUGUAGUCAUCCUGGCAUUUGGAUGCUGUCGGAAGCAACAGGGCCAGUAUACACUAGGACAGAGAAAGUCAGGAUCGAGACAAAGUAAAAACUGCAAUACAUUGAGGCAGAACUCUUUAAAAGUUGGAGUGACGUUAUAACAUUUCAAGGGUUUCAUUUUCAGUUUUCUGUAAGCCAUGGGGAAUUUGGUUAAAAACAUAAUUAUCUAGGAUGUCCACUCCUACCAACCUCUAAAAAGGUCAAUGCUUAGUAAACAUAAGUCUCACUCCAGCAGUUGUCAUUUAGCCCCAUGUCAGAGACAGUUCUAAGUGCAUUAACUACCUGCACACUUACAACUCUGCAAGAUAGGUGGACUGUUAUUAACCAUUACCAUUGCAUAAUACUGUUAUCACACAAUUACUAUUGCAUUUGACAGAUGAGGAAACUGAGGUGAAGAGUGGGUAGGCAUCUUGGCUGAAGUCACACAGCUACAGUGAGGCCAGGAUUUAACCACAGGCAAUCUAGUUCAAAAGACUUAAAAAACCACUGCUAUUCCAAUAAACAUGACAUAAAAGAUGCCAUCGACAAGGUCAAAUUAUUGUCACGUAUCACUUUACUGAUUUGAGCCAAAGAGCAUUAUUAGCUACCAACUAAUCCAUAAGCAAAUGCUUCCUGAUUUUUAAGUUGGAUUGAUUAAUCCUUCUCAAUCCCAAUCCACCAUCCUUAUUUUCUAAAGCUGAGAUGCCUUUCUGAAACUGUGGUACUGAGCCUCUUGAGUUUUCCAUUGACUUCUGUUGAAUAAAGCUUGAGAAUUUUAGUAUGCAUCCUUUUCUUGUAUAGUUUACCCUGGUAUAAAUAUUAUCUCUACUUUUUUUGCAUCCAUCCAAAUCUUUUGUUGUUGUGGCAGUGCUGGAGAUCACGCCCAGGAUCUCCUGCAUACUAGGUGAAUGCCACACCAACCAAACCCCAUCUCCAGCCCUGCUCUGUCCACAUCUUCUAGCCCUUCAUCUCAUUCCUCAAAG
Messenger RNA from Castor canadensis (American beaver), 1911 nucleotides. RefSeq names its product MANSC domain-containing protein 4-like. Gene Ontology annotation, biological process: extracellular matrix organization; epithelium development; epidermis development. Gene Ontology annotation, molecular function: serine-type endopeptidase inhibitor activity. NCBI's taxonomy places the organism in Eukaryota, Metazoa, Chordata, Mammalia, Rodentia, Castoridae. Gene Ontology annotation, cellular component: plasma membrane. The record is from RefSeq and is a predicted model, not a curated record.